AUGCUGCGAGCUGUUGCGCGCAACCCUCGCAUACUCAGGUCCGCUGCCGCCACCACCACCACCUUCGCCAAGAGAUCUGCCGCCGCCGUCAUGCCCUCGGAUGUCGCCAGCGCGUCGCCGUUUUUCGGCGCCGUCGGUACCUUUUCCACCAUGCCCAUGCCGCCGUCCUUUUCCGCCGGCACGGACAAGAACGCCGCCACCGAGGCGCUCCGGCCGCUCAUCACCCCCAACGCGGGCGGCAAGUGGACGCUCACAGCCGACGGCUACGGUAUAGAGCGCAGCUUCAAAUUUGCCACCUUUAACAAAACUUGGGAGUUUAUGAAUGCCAUCGCCGCAGAGGCCAAGAAGAACAAGCAUCACCCGGAGUGGUCCAAUGUGUACAAUACUACAUUCAUCCGCUGGACGACGCACAACCCCAAGGGUCUGUCGAUCAAGGACUUAGACAUGGCCAUCACCUGCGACUUCCUGGCAAAGCACUUUGGCGAGGUCGAGAGUGACAAGACGAGCUGCGAGCUUGGCGCUCUGGCUGACACGGCUGCUGCUUCGGCUGGAGACUGCUGCACACCGAAGAAGUAA
Messenger RNA from Beauveria bassiana ARSEF 2860, 576 nucleotides. RefSeq names its product pterin 4 alpha carbinolamine dehydratase. The record is from RefSeq and is a predicted model, not a curated record. Gene Ontology annotation, biological process: tetrahydrobiopterin biosynthetic process. The coding region runs from base 1 to 576 and encodes 191 amino acids. Lineage: Eukaryota; Fungi; Ascomycota; Sordariomycetes; Hypocreales; Cordycipitaceae. The transcript has 3 exons. Gene Ontology annotation, molecular function: 4-alpha-hydroxytetrahydrobiopterin dehydratase activity.